UUGACUGGGAGAUCGAAGAGGAAGAAGGGUUCUAAGAGAACAGGUACAAGCAAGCUCUCUCCUCGGUUUCUCUGUACUUUGAAAUUUACUGCGGGAUGCUUCCGAUUUUGUGUUGACCUUUACUGGGGUUUCCAAAUUUGUUCUUAUGUUGAUCGUCUUAUAGAUCGACUCUUUUUUUUAGAAAAAUUAAAUAUAGGUCGACUCUUCUUGUCGGAAUUCCACGAUUUGUUAUGCGAAUGUAGGGUUUAUGUGCUUAGUUUGGUGUUUUUGACGAGAGCCUAAGGUUUUCGGGCGUUCAAUUUUUCAUCAUGGUUUUUUCUCUUUUCCUGCGUUAACGACCAGAUAUUAUGUCACUGUAAUGGCAUUCGCUUUCAUUGGUAGCCUACAAACCCUAUGGCCUUUCUCUCUGUUCAAAUUCGAUGAUUUAAAAGCGUCAGACGAAUUGGUACGCAAACUUUCGGUACCAGAAACGACAAAGAGAUUCGUUUUCGCUGUUAGAAUACCCGAAUCUCAAUCUGUAAUAUACAUACUCUCUGCUCAGAACUUAUCUGAGAGAUCUGCUGUAGAUGCUGACUGCCUUAUUAGGGAGAUUCGACCCGAUGUUGUUGUCGCACAAGUAGGUAAUUCGGCUCUGAGCGAAAUUCAAUCAGAAGAGGAUGAAUUAGGAAGAGGUGAUAUCAGUUUCCCAAUCCCUACUUCAUCUUUUGAAGUACUCAGACGGUGUUUUGUUGAUAAGGCCAAUAAGCAGAAGUAUGAGAAUUUGGCUGGUAACUUGGUUCUGAGAGAAAUUUUUGGAAUUUGUUUUCAUGGACAUUUUUUGGCAGCCAAGAAAGCGGCCAGGGAGGUUGGUUCAUCCUUUGUAGCUCUUGAAUCACCAUUUGUUAUAGCCUCUUCGCUAGAUAACUCCUCCGGGCAGGUUGUGGGUGACAAGGUUCAAGGACUGGUUAGUAGUUUGGUUUCGCAAACUGUGACUCCGGUAGUAUUAUCAAGUUCGAGGAGGUUUGCCAUUAACAAUGAUAUUCAGUCAGGGACUCUGAAGUUGUUAUCCUCACACAUGAAGAUUUUAGACACGAAGUUGUGGCCUUCAUCUUCGAUUUCGGAGCUGAGGUUGAAGGAAGUUCCAGCAAUAGAUAAUUAUGAUAUCCCACCAUUUGCUCAAUUCAUUUAUCCACUGCUCCUUGAUCUGCAUAACAUAUUUACUGACCUCCCAUCUAUUGGAAGAGCUCUGGCUUAUGCGAGGAAGAUUUUUUCUGAUGUGAACAAAGGUGAAGUUGUGGACACCCAAAUUGUAUCCGAAAUUUACACCUUUCGAGUUGCAGUUGAGGGAUUGAGAAUUGCUCUAAACAAUGCCGGCCGGCUACCCAUUAGCAAAAUCAGGAAAUCUAAUCCCAGGACUUGCAAGUUCUGGAGCCAAUACAACCAGUAUUUUAAGGCAGUUGCAUCAGCUGAGAAAAUCCGAGCAGUGACCCACAGUGUAAUAGCUUCUGCUGAGAAAACCAGUUUCUCGGCCAUGAGAACUGCAUUCUACGAAAUUAUGAGGAAAAGGAGAGUACGACCAAUUGGUUCCCUCCCAUGGGCGACAUUUGGGUCCAGCAUUACAGUAUGUGCAGGGUUGGUUUUGUACGGAGAUCGGAUUGAAUGUGCUGCUGAAUCACUUCCUGCAGCUCCCUCGAUUGCCAGCUUGGGUCGCGGAAUUCAGGGUCUAUGCCAAGCAUCUCAAGCAGCGAGGCAGACAGAAGGUAACAGGAUACAAAAAUCUAUAGAAUCUCUUAUGUACAGACUGAAGAAAGUAAUGAUUCAAUAGAGUGAUAUUUUGAUUAGUCGUCUUAGCAUGCUAGUCGGUGAUGUUCAAAAUCAUACCUUAAAUUCCUUAAUAUGUAUAUAUUGGAUUCACAUUACAAAUAGGAAUAGAAAUAAGUGUGAAGAGUCGUCAAUAUCUCCACGGCUGUCAAGUUGUAGCUAUAUAAGUUUGCAUAAAAUUUCCUCUGGUAAAUAACAUUCGAUCGACCGA
Molecule: messenger RNA, 2011 nt
Organism: Carica papaya (papaya)
Lineage: Eukaryota; Viridiplantae; Streptophyta; Magnoliopsida; Brassicales; Caricaceae
Source: RefSeq, a predicted model, not a curated record